AUGUGGGUGAGACUCGGGGCCUUGGCCCUGCUCGUGCUCGUAGUAUGCACGUCGGUGUUCUUCAUCGUCGUCUCGUUCGACUGCAACAUCGUGCUCGACCGCUCCCUCACCGACUGCCACGGCUCCCACCUAAACGAAGUCUUCGCCGGCCGCGUUGUCCCCAUCCUCCAAUACGUGCUGCACAUCGCGUGCUGUUGCGAGUUCCUGUGGCUCGCACGGGGCAUGCUGUGUUGGCCGUGGACCCACAUUCGGCGCGUUUACGCCAACGCGGGCCUCCACAUGACCGAGGCCGUCAUGUGGUGCUGCACCGCCGCCGCCAUGGCCGACCGCGCCUGGGCCGUGGGCCUCGAAGACGCCGCCUACGAUGUGCUGGCCGUGGCCGUCGUCAGCGUCUUUCUCAACUCGCUCUGCACCUCCUACGCGGCCCACAUGAACCUGGCCUCCUUCACCACCCUCCACGACGACUACGAUGACGACGAAGAGCGCAACCCGUUCGCGUACGCGGCCAACGCCGAGCGCGCGAGCGUGGCCGAACACGGCGACGCCAUGUUGACACUCGUGCGGUGCCUCUUCGUACACAACGCGGCCCUCUUUCUGGCCAACACGUCCUACGUCGUUGCCAUGAUCAUGGUGAGCGAAGAUGGUGGCGGCCACGAACACGGGGCGCUGGGGCGUCGGGUGCUCGUGCUGCUGGGCCUCUACGUGGUGUGGUACCGCGGCUCGCAGUCGACCUUCUGGUUCAACAAGCACAACUUCCCGCACGCCAACGUCAUGCUGCCCCGAUACGACGGCGCCGCCGUACGGUCGCCCCACAGCAGCGGGCUGCAGCGGCUCCACCUCUCCACCUGA
Molecule: messenger RNA, 849 nt
Organism: Acanthamoeba castellanii str. Neff
Lineage: Eukaryota; Discosea; Longamoebia; Acanthamoebidae
Exons: 2
Coding region: 1-849 (282 amino acids)
Source: RefSeq, a predicted model, not a curated record